Aspergillus ibericus CBS 121593 is the source of this 3045-nucleotide messenger RNA. RefSeq names its product MFS transporter/fungal specific transcription factor domain-containing protein. Lineage: Eukaryota; Fungi; Ascomycota; Eurotiomycetes; Eurotiales; Aspergillaceae. The coding region runs from base 1 to 3045 and encodes 1014 amino acids. Gene Ontology annotation, molecular function: transmembrane transporter activity; zinc ion binding; DNA binding. The transcript has 6 exons. Gene Ontology annotation, biological process: transmembrane transport; DNA-templated transcription. The record is from RefSeq and is a predicted model, not a curated record.
AUGGGGCAAGGAAAGGUCCUCCCUCCGCCUCUUCCGGACCGAGAGGACUAUGUCGUCGCAUUUGACGGCCCGGACGAUCCAGAACAUCCAUUCAAUUGGGCGCUCUUUGUCAAGCUAUACAUAUCCGUGACAGUGUGCUUUGGUACCCUCACCGCGUCGUUCGCCAGCGCAGUCUUUGCUCCAGGGGCUGACGGCGCAGCGAAGGCAUUUGGGGUGAGCUCGGAGGUGGGUAUGCUUGGUACAACACUCUACGUCUUGGGAUUUGCAUCAGGCCCGUUGGUAUGGGCACCUGCCUCGGAACUGAUUGGCCGACGAUGGCCCUUGACUGUGGGCAUUCUCGGGGUGGGCGUGUUCAGCAUCGCCUCGGCGGUGGGAAAGGAUAUCCAGACGGUUAUUAUCUGUCGCUUCUUUGCGGGGAUGUUUGGAGCCAGCCAGCUCUCCGUGGUUCCUGCCGUCCUCUCGGAUAUCUACAACCACAUGCAUCGGGGUGCUGCUAUUGCUGUCUACUCGCUUACUGUCUUCGUGGGUCCAUUCAGCGCCCCGUUUGUCGGAGGCUUUCUAGCUUCCAGCUCCCUUGGCUGGCGAUGGACCCUGUAUAUCCCGGCGUUCAUGGGUUUUGCAUGCGGUGCGAUAUUUGUGCUUUUCUUGAAGGAGACAUAUGCUCCGUGUCUGCUCAUUUCCAAGGCGGCAGCCCUCCGACGACAGACCUCCAACUGGGGCAUCCACGCCAGACAGGAAGAGGUCGAAGUGGACCUGCAAGAGCUGAUCCAGAAGAACUUUACCCGUCCGCUGCGGAUGCUGAUCACCGAGCCUAUCAUUUUGGUAAUUUCGGUCUAUAUGUCCUUUAUCUACGGACUGGUGUAUGCCCUGCUGGAAGCCUACCCGUAUGUGUUUGAGACUGUCUACGGCAUGAGCCCGGGAGUUGGCGGCCUCACCUUCAUCGGUUUGAUCAUUGGCCAGGUGCUGGCAUGUGGAUUCAUCCUCUCGCAGCAUUCGGUGUAUGUGAAGAAACUAGUGGAUAACGAGAACAUCCCCAUCCCGGAAUGGCGUCUGGCGCCUGCGAUGGUUGGGGCGCCCGUGUUUACGGCCGGCAUCUUUUGGUUUAGCUGGACCGGAUUCACGGCCACGAUCCACUGGCUCGCGCCGACUGCUGCAGGAGUUCUGAUCGGGUUUGGCAUUUUGUGUAUUUUUCUGCCAUGCUUCAACUACCUGGUUGACUCGUUUUUGCCCCUGGCGGCAUCAACCGUCGCCGCAAACAUCAUCCUGCGAUCGAGUGUGGCGGCCGGAUUCCCGCUGUUUGCAAAGCAAAUGUUUACCAACCUGGGGGUGCAGUGGGCGGGGACGUUGCUGGGAUGCUUAGCUGCGGUGAUGAUCCCCAUUCCUUUGUUGUUCCGGAUGUAUGGCCCGCGGUUGCGAGGGCAACGCGGAACCCUAAAGCAGAGCUGCCUCUGGGGCUACGACUGUCACUAUUCCCGCCCCGUGAGGCCCCGACCGUCCACCCCCGACCGAUCCCAAUCCAACCCGAUCAUCAUCCCCGACAACAGUCCCAGCGACCAUGGACGAGGGGGGCGCGGGAGCCACCGCACGGAAGCCCUCGAGGCCAAUUCCGCCGCUGCCUUUGUGCGAAAAAUCGCCCUCAAGAUCGACCCGUACAAUGCGCCGAAGAUGAACCUGUUCGGGUGGAAUGUCGGGAAACGCAAAUCCCCUGUUCGAGAAACCUUCCGCCAGACUCUUGACGAGGUUAUCUCGGCGACAACACUGCAGACCCUGGGACGUCGCUACUUCGAGAAGAUUCAUCCCUGUUAUGGCUUUAUCGAUGCCGCGCAGUUCUAUCGUCGUCUGGAUGCUCGCUGGCAACCGACCGCGACGGAGAAUACGUAUGACGGGGUGCUGGCGGGCGUCGCCGCCCUGGGAGCCCUCUUCUCGGGGACCGCCGUGGAUGGAGUCGAAAGCAGUCUGGCGGAAUUGGUUCGCCGCAUCUCCGACACUCACCUGGGCACCGCUGCUCCGUCCUUGGAUCUACUCACGGUUUGGACGCUCCGGGUGGUGUAUCUGCGCAUGACGGCCGCGCCCUACCCGGCCUGGGCCGCCAGCUCGACCUUGAUGCAUUUGAUCGAAGCCUCCAAGCUGCACCAGGUCUGGUCGAAUGAUGAACCCGACUUGGAUAUCCGCCGACGGCUGAUCGGCGUGGCGGAACACCUGAACAUAUGGAUCUCCUACGAUCUCGGGCUGUCGAGGGUUCCAUUGAACCAUGAUGCCAUCGGACUGCCGACGCCCACACCCGGUGAUGCCACGGUCGAACUUCUCGGUCUGUUGCCCGUGACCGAGAGUCUCGGGCCGGAGAAUCAACGCCACGACCAGGAAAUCGAACAUUUCUUACUCGAGACGUUGGAUCGCACUCAUACUCUCCCGCCAUCUCUGCUCGCCCAGUGCAAUCUGACGCUCUGUCUCCUCCGACGCCUGCGAUUGACCAACCUCACCACCACGCCCACCACGAUGAAUCGAGUCAUGGACCUCCUCCGACGGAGUCUGUCUGCCGUACGUCAACUGGUGACGGAGGAGUCUCCAUGGCAGCAUGUGGCCAACGUCCCGUUCCAGAUGAUCAGUAUCCUGCUCGAAAUGGAUACCAGUGCUUCCUUGGCGGUCUUGCCCGACGCCAUGCAGACGCUGAAACUCGUCGCCACGACCUACAACACCGAGCGGAUGCGCGAGGCAUUUACGACCGCGUACCUUCUCAUCACCUUGUACGAAGCACGGAGAAAAGAAGACAGCCGACUGUUGAAUGGAAUCGUCAGGUCCUUCACGGUACCAGACCCGGAGCCACCAUCCGGCCUCGACGAGGUGACCUGGAUCAAGGGAGUGGUGGCCGAUGUGCCCACCUUACAGGGUUUCGACCUAGAACAAUACUUUGACCCAGACAUGGUGCGGUUCUCUCCUGAUUUCCAGACCCCGGAACCGAUGCAAUCGCUGCAACCGAUGGAGCCGGUGGAUCUGAUUACACCCCCGAGGAGUUAUAUACCACGGACGCCGGAUGCGAGUCAAUGA